Molecule: messenger RNA, 3021 nt
Organism: Labrus mixtus (cuckoo wrasse)
Lineage: Eukaryota; Metazoa; Chordata; Actinopteri; Labriformes; Labridae
Product: haloacid dehalogenase-like hydrolase domain-containing 5
Exons: 8
Coding region: 124-1449 (441 amino acids)
Biological process (GO): glycerophospholipid biosynthetic process
Cellular component (GO): mitochondrion
Source: RefSeq, a predicted model, not a curated record
CACAAGCCGAACAAGCAAGCCAGCACGGCCGGAGCGAGCCGGCUUUACACGAUAUAUGCGGGGGGAAUUCUUUUAUUAUUAUUUUUAUUGGUUUCUCUUUCAAAGCGGCGAUAAACAAAGGAGAUGAAGGGACUCCUGCCGUUUUGCCGGGGCCUUUACUGCCUGAGUAAACGUCAAGCUGUUCGAAAAGCUUGGACUGUCGGUUCUCGGUGCGGCUUUUGCGGAACUCAGUCUGGCAAGCAGACGCAGCCAAACUUCGGGCUGCUUUUCGACAUAGAUGGCGUCCUUGUCCGGGGAAGGAUGCUAAUCCCUGCAGCAAAAAUGGCGUUUGAGAAGUUGGUUGACUCUCAGGGACAGUUUGUGGUGCCAGUUGUUUUUGUUACAAAUGCAGGGAACUGCCUCCGACAAACAAAAGCAGACCAGCUCUCUCACAUCCUGGGAGUACCCAUUACACUAGAUCAAGUCAUCAUGUCACACAGUCCUCUGAGGAUGUUUAAGAAGUUUCACGACAUGUGUGUGCUGGUGUCAGGACAGGGGCCAGUCCUGGAAAUUGCUAAAAAUGUGGGCUUCAAGAAUGUUGUCAGUAUUGAUAUGCUGAGGGAAUCAUUCCCACUGCUCGACAUGGUGGAUCACAACAGAAGACCCAAACUGCCGUCUAAUCCUCUUGGAAACCUGCCAAAAGUUGACGCUGUGGUUCUGUUUGGUGAGCCGAUUCGAUGGGAGACCAACCUGCAGCUGAUAAUAGAUGUUCUGUUGACCAACGGCAGUCUCGGCAGUGUUCACCAAACCCAGAAAAGGCCUCACCUCCCCCUGCUGGCCUGCAACAUGGACCUCAUGUGGAUGGCUGAGGCGCAUUCUCCACGGUUUGGCCACGGGACAUUUCUUGUGUGCCUGGAGAACAUCUUUAAGAAGAUAACAGGUCAAGACCUGAAGUACGAUGCGCUCAUGGGGAAACCCAGCGAGCUGACAUAUCACUUCGCAGAGUACCUCAUCAGAAGUCAGGCCAUGCAGAGGCAGUGGAAACUUCCCAUCACUUCCCUGUAUGCAAUCGGGGAUAACCUUAUGACUGACAUCUAUGGCGCCAACCUAUACAACCGCUACCUGGAAGAGAGAGUUUCUAGAAAGAACCCCAAAGCCGUUGCAAAGAUGGCUGCUACCACAGGCUCCACCACUGCUGUGCCCCAGGAGGACGACAUGGACAAUAUGUGGGAGAGUGAGCUGGCACUGCCCUCUGCAACUUCCUGUAAGUCUGUGCUUGUCUGCACGGGGGUCUACAACCCCAACGCAGAGGUGCCGUCUGACGCAAAUCGCUGCAUCAAAGAGACUGUGUUCCAUGGGCACCGGGACUUCAGAUUCGACCCCGCGCUGGUGGAGCCAGGCCACAUUGUGAAGGAUGUGGCAGAAGCUGUUGACCUCAUUUUUGAGCAGGAAAAGUUUGUGCCUAAGUAAAAGUUUUGAGCCAUCAUGGGGUUUUUUUUUUUCUUCCUCUGAGUUCACUCUCUGGGUGGGAAGAUCACAUGCUACUGCUGUCUUAAGGUUGUAUUUCAGGUGAGACAUUUAAAUAUAGGAACAAGUACAAAGUGUUGGCCUAUCAUUUAAGUGCUUAUCAAUGAAUUGAAUACUGAGAGACUAUAGACAGAGAAAAUUUCAUAACCCAUUUAUUAGCCGCUGUUGGAAAAUGGCUAACAAUAGCAUUCAGUUACUCUCUGGCUAUUUUUUCCAUUUGCUAGUAUUUUGUUCUUCUUCUCCUGUUGUAUCAUUAUCAAACGGUUAUGUUAGUAGUUAUCUUAUUCCUAGUGAACUUAAGCAAACUUUAGUAUUAAACUACUUCCUGGCUAACUUGACCUAAUUUUACCAUUCCAACACUUCCAAGCUAACUUUAGCUAAUCUUUGUAUUCCACCACUUCCUUUCUCUAGCUUGAAUGGAUCUAAAUGCCAGGAUAAGUCAUUGUCUGAAUUAAGCUCAUGGGUUGACAGAUACGUUAUUUUACCUAGAAAUAUGGCAGCAUGUGAGCUUCCCUACCCUUAGCUUGACAUCAGUGGAAAAUGGCCGCCUUGUGCAUAAGGUCAAUGGAGGUCCUACGAAAUAGGUGAGUGGAGCGUAGAACUGCGUAUGCCACUUCAUGGAUAAACUGGGAAGAGCCUUACACUGUGGACUAUUGAUUCAACACCUGAUAGGGCAUUGAAAAAAAAAUGGGGGUCAUAGUUUCUACUUUUAACUUUGUGACAAACCUUACAGAAAUGAUUCAUGUUACUGUUACUUUAAAAAUCUCUUUUAUAUUGUUUUUGUCGUAGUCGAUUUCCUGUUAAUCAUUGAGAAAAAGUGUAAAACCGCCUUAUUUGACCCUGCUAAGUAUUUUUUUAGACAAUAGUGAUGUUUUAGGUAACUACAAGUCCUGAAAUCAUCUUAUAUUUAUUACAAGAUUUUACCAGUGUUUUUAAGAGGCAUAUACAUAUAACAUUGGACCUUAAGUAUCACAUUUCUAUUAUUACAUAAUACAUUUAUAUUCAUUUGUUUACCCAUUUAUUCAAGAAAAGACUAUGCAUGAAUAUGAGAGUAAUACUGUACUUAAAAAAUGGUUUGAUGUGCAAUAUUGUCGUCUAAUAGUACUGUCUGUCUGCAUUUCGUCUAGCUGUGAGAGCCUUGAUCAGUAUUUGCACAGAUCAGACUUUCAUCUUUGUUAAAUGUUACCAUAUCCUCCUGCCAUCAUCUGUCCAUGAUUACUUUCCAUGAUGUAGAAAUGCAUUUUUUAUGUUGUAAAGUUUUGUUACAGAAAAAAUGACUAGACAAUUUUAAAGACUUGUGUUCAAAGCCAAUCAAAAGAUUUUGCAACCACUGUUGCCAUAUUUGACCAUUUGUUAUAGUUCCCUCAUUGUACAGUGAAUACAUUAAGAAAAUACAAGGAAUAGUUGCACAAAUUUCGCAAUUGUCUGUGUGAUUUCUCUUAAACCCGAAACCAUCCUAAAAUUACAAAAACUGAACUAUAUAUUAACCACUAUAAUAAAGAGACUUGCAACAGA